GAAAGAGCAGAAUUAACACAAAAACACACACACACUCUCUAACAAUGAUUACUUGAAUGGCUGGACUUCUCUGACGCCAAAAAGACUGCAAGCACAGACACAGUUAGUACACAUAGUAACACAUGACUCCUGAGUGUUUGCAGAACCUUUCCUGGAGGUGAGCAUCUGUGUAUCUCUGUCAGUUAGUCACACCCUCCCUAGCCAUAUAUUUACUUUCCUUUAUUUGUACUUCAUCUGAAGAGUGUCAGUUGAAAUUCAGUACACAGCCCUCAUGGCUACAACUGUAGGCUUUAGCUCUGUGCCAGUGGGUUAUUGUGGUCCUGAGUUGCACAUCCCACCUGAGUUCAUUUGUAUUAAUAAAGAAAGUUUGGAAAAGAAAAACCAACCCGUGUCGAACGGAUACAAAUAUUGUUGAUCUUUACAAAAAAUAUAUUCUGUACCUGCUGUUUCCAUUACAUAUGUCACAUUUAUUUUGUUGCAACAUUGCUUUUAUGGAAUAAACCUGGGUCAAUGGAAACCUGCCUACUGUCUUCACUUUUGUCUCCACUUUAGUAUGUACAGUCCCCAGCACACUGAGAAUUAAAAAACACAAAAAGUAAUAUCAAGUCUAAAGUCCACAUGAUAAGAGACCUGAACAAAAUUGUUAAGAAAUUCACCACUUGCUUUUCCUUGUAUAAAAACUCAACUAACCGCUCCUGAGGAAGCUACUCAAGCAAACGCUGUAUCACAGUUUUUAAGUAACCUCACUCCCUAGAGUUGGAUAGAGAGCGCACUUUGCACAUAACUUGAGUAUGGUCAGUGCCUUUGAACAUCGAAGACAUACACCAUUUUAAAGCAGUCAACUUGGUGGGACUUUCUAUGGUUUGUUUCUUCAGCCCUAUUCCUCAGCUUUAUAGCAAACCAAGUGGCAGAGUUGCUGUCUUGUUGUUUUUCAAAGUAAGGAGUGGGGCUUUAGUAUUUUCCCAGACAGACAAGUUCAAUUAAAUGCACGAUAAUUGCACCAUUUUGUUAAAUCUGCAUAUAUUACAGAGCCUAUGGCAUAAUGCUAACACAACUUAGUUCAUUCUAGUUCUCAUUUUAUGGUGUGUGCUUGUAGCCUGGAGAAAUCCAGUCUGUGCUACCAUGCCAAAUCCUUUUCACUCAUUGUCAUGCCAAACAUGCCGGCGUUUGGCAUGACAAGGACAGACAAGGAGUUGAUAUGCUAGCACAAACAUACUGGAUUUAUCCAGGCUAGUUUGCUUGUUCCGCCUCCUCUUCUUGAUCUUCCUCCUCCUCCUCUUUGUGCCGUGGGGAAGAUCUUCGUGGGCUAUACUCGGCCUUGUCUCAGGGUAGUAAGUUGGUGGUUUGAAGAUAGCCCCACAUAGUGGUGUGGGGCUGUGCUUUGGCAAAGUGGGUGGGGUUAAAUCCUCCCUGCUUGGCCCUGUCCAGGGUUAUCGUCGAACGGGGCCACAGUGUCUCCCGAGUCCUCCUGUCUCAGCCUCCAGGUGUUAUGCUGUAAUAGUAUAUGUGUCGGGGGGCAAGGGUCAAUCUGUUAUACCUGUUAUAUCUCCUUUCUUAUCUAAAGGGGAUUGAGAGUAUGGUUUGUUGCUUGAGCUAUUUUGCGUAAGAGAAGCUGUACAGUGCUGGAGGAAGGUACCACAUCUCUCCUAUAAGCAAGUGAGAAUGAGAGUGACUGACCCAUAUAGGAUACUGACUACAAAGAGAACAGACAGAGAAGCGAUAACCACACGCUAUGAUGUUCUGUCCAAACCUCAGGUGACGGUCCAUGAUAACAUCUGUAGCAUGGUGUGUUCUGUGGAGAACGGGAGAGAGGUGACCCUGUCCUGGUACAAAGGAGGGGAGAUGCUCAACCAGACCAGCAGCCCUGACCACAACAUCACCCUCGCUCUACCGCUCAAGGUGGAUGAACAGAACAGAGACUCUUACAGAUGUGAGGCUGCCAACCCAGUCAGCAAGGAGACAGCUGUUGUUCCACAUUCCUGUAUAGAGAGUGAUCCCUCUAAGGUGAAAGAUGGUGAUUGUCUUAUUGCAGUAAUCUGCAUUUUGGUUACUUUAGGACUUGUUGGACUUACAAUAUAUCUUAAGAAGAGGAGAAACGGACACUCACAUGCAGAUUCACCUGAAAGAGAGCAAGAUGACGUUCAGUAUGCAGAGAUAACUCACAUUAAACCAGCAGAAAACCAGGAGGAGCGAAGAGGUAUACCAGAACUGGAGUCACUUAGAGACAACCCUGACCUGACGUUAGUUUAUUAUACACUCCAUUUACAUCACAUGCCUGCCAGCGAGGAUGUUAACACUGCAUGAAGGAGAGAGAGAACAGGAAGUUAAUGAGAGGGUGACAUGAUAAUCCACAUCCACAGCAGUUUGAAUGUAUGAAAGUCAGAGUUUAGUUUAUUAAGAAGGACCUUUUAUUGCUUGUCCUUAUCUAGGUACACAGUAUGUAGCUCAUGAUCUCUUAAGAAUACAAUCACUCCCUCCUGCAGAGUCCCCUAUUAGAGCAUGUUGUGCUCCACCUACAUUGGCCCACAUACAGUAUACAGUGGGGCAAAAAAGUAUUUAGUCAGCCACCAAUUGUGCAUGUUCUCCCACUUAAAAAGAUGAGAGAGGCCUGUAAUUUUCAUCAUAGGUACACUUCAACUAUGACAGACAAAAUGAGAAAAGAAAAUCCAGAAAAUCACAUUGUAGGAUUUUUAAUGAAUUUAUUUGCAAAUUAUGGUGGAAAACAAGUAUUUGGUCACCUACAAACAAGCAAGAUGUAUGGCUCUCACAGACCUGUAACUUCUUUAACUUCUUGCGUCGAGCCAUCCCGGAUCCGGGAUCGUGACUACAGCCUCAAGCCCAUUAGCGUAACGCAACAUUAACUAUUCAUGAAAAUCGCAAAUGAAAUGAAAUAAAUAUGCUAGCUCUCAAGCUUAGCCUUUUGUUAACAACACUGUCAUCUCAGAUUUUCAAAAAUAUGCUUCUCAAACAUAGCAAAACAAGCAUUUGUAUAACAGUAUUGAUAGCUAUUGAUAGCUAGCGUUAGCAUUUAGCGUUAGCAUUUAGCGUUAGCAUUUAGCGUUAGCAGUCAGCAGGCAACAUUUUCACAAAAAACAGAAAACCAUUCAAAUAAAAUAAUUUACCUUUGAAGAACUUCGGAUGAUUUCAAUGAGGAGACACUCAGUUAGAUAGCAAAUGUUCCGUUUUUCCUGAAAGAUUAUUUGUGCAGGAGAAAUUGGUCCGUUUUCUGCUUCAUGUUUGGCUACCAAAAAAAAUUUGAAAAUUCAUUCAUCAAAACGCCAAACUUUCUUCCACAUUAACUCCAUAAUAUCGACUGAAACAUGGUAAACGUUGUUUAGAAUCAAUCCUCAAGGUGUUUUUCACAUAUCUCUUCAUAUCGUUCCUGGAAAUCUCGUCUCUGUCUCAAUCACAUGGAUGAAUGCGAGCAGCUUGGAGAUUACGCAACAAUUUCAACAAAGGACACCGGGCGGACACCUGGUAAAUGUAGUCUCUUAUGGCCAAUCUUACAAUGAUAUGCCUACAAAUACGUCACAAUUCUGCAGACAACUUGGAGAAACGAUAGAAAGGGCUCAUUCGUGGCACUUUCACAGCCAUAUAAGGAGACAAUGAAAAACAGAGCGUCAAAAAUCCUGCUCAUUUCCUGUUUGAAGUUUCAUCUUGGUUUCGCCUGUAGCAUCAGUUCUGGGGCACUCACAGAUAUCUUUGCAGUUUUGGAAACGUCAGAGUGUUUUCUUUCCAAAGCUGUCAAUUAUAUGCAUAGUCGAGCAUCUUUUUGUGACAAAAUAUUGCGCUUAAAACGGGCACGUUUUUUAAUCCAAUAAUGAAAUAGCGCCCCCAUAGCUUCAACAGGUUAAGAGGCCUCCACUCGUUACCUGUAUUAAUGGCACCUGUUUGAACUUGUUAUCAGUAUAAAAGACACCUGUCCACAACCUCAAACAGUCACACUCCAAACUCCACUAUGGCCAAGAUCAAAGAGCUGUCAAAGGACACCAGAAACAAAAUUGUAGACCUGCACCAGGCUGGGAAGACUGAAUCUGCAAUAGGGAAGCAGCUUGGUUUGAAGAAAUCAACUGUGGGAGCAAUUAUUAGGAAAUGGAAGACAUACAAGACCACUGAUAAUCUCCCUCGAUCUGGGGCUCCACGCAAGAUCUCACCCCGUGGGGUCAAAAUGAUCACAAGAACGGUGAGCAAAAAUCACAGAACCACACGGGGGACCUAGUGAAUGACCUGCAGAGAGCUGGGACCAAAGUAACCAAGCCUACCAUCAGUAACACACUACGCCGCCAGGGACUCAAAUCCUGCAGUGCCAGACGUGUCCCCCUGCUUAAGAAGUACAUGUCCAGGGCCAUCUGAAGUUUGCUAGAGAGCAUUUGGAUGAUCCAGAUGAAGAUUUGGAGAAUGUCAUAUGGUCAGAUGAAACCAAAAAUAUAACUUUUUGGUAAAAACUCAACUCGUCGUGUUUGGAGGACAAAGAAUGCUGAGUUGCAUCCAAAGAACACCAUACCUACUGUGAAGCAUGGGGGUGGAAACAUCAUGCUUUGGGGCUGUUUUUCUGCAAAGGGACCAGGACGACUGAUCUGUGUAAAGGAAAGAAUGAAUGGGGCCAUGUAUUGUGAGAUUUUGAGUGAAAACCUCCUUCCAUCAGCAAGGGCAUUGAAGAUGUAACGUGGCUGGGUCUUUCAGCAUGACAAUGAUCCCAAACACACCGCCGGGCAAUGAAGGAGUGGCUUCGUAAGAAGCAUUUCAAGGUCCUAGAGUGGCCUAGCCAGUCUCCAGAUCUCAACCCCAUAGAAAAUCUUUGGAGGGAGUUGAAAGUCUGUGUUGCCCAGCAACAGCCCCAAAACAUCACUGCUCUAGAGGAGAUCUGCAUGGAGGAAUGGGACAAAAUACCAGCAACAGUGUGUGAAAACCUUGUGAAGACUUACAGAAAAUGUUUCAGAGGAGCUAGCCAACAACACAGCUAACACAAUUACUUCCAUCUGAAACUGGAAAGACUGCAAACUAACUGUUUUACCCUUUUUCAAUUGACAUUUCUUUGUAUAUAUCCAUAAAAAUAAUGCCAGCUGAUUCAUGAUUUUGACAGGCUGAGAAACUCUGCCUAAUUUUCUCUCUCGUCCCAACUCCCGACCCCUACACAUUCAUUACUAUGGGACAGUUGGAGAUCAAAUCUGAAUAUUGAAAAAAUAUUGCAUAUGUUGGAGAGACAGACAACAAGGUUUAUACAAAUCUCCGCUGUUGAUAACUAAAUGUUAGUCGAAAAGACAUGUGAGAUAAUGUCUAGAUGCUUUUUGUAGUGGAGAUCAAGUUUACAAAUUGCUUGGCUGUGUCACGAAUCUCGCCGAAGAUGGUGCCUCUUCCUGUUCGGCGGCGCUCGGUGGUCGUCGUCGCCGGCCUAUUAGCUGCCAUCGAUUCCCUUUCCGUUUGUUUCUGUUUAUUGGGUUUAAUUGGGUACACCUGUUUUGAGUUACCCGCUGGGUAUUGUGCGGGCUUGUUUCCUGUUAUCGAUGUAUGAGUGUUAUCAGUAUUUUUCCGGACAGGUUUUAGUCCGGUAUAUUUUUGGGACGGGUUGUUUCAUGCGCCCUGGUGUUUUGCAUGUCGUGGAAUCACAGUCUAUGGAAUAAAAUAUCCACGUACUGAAUUACCUGCUCUCUGCGCUUGACUCCUCCACUCGCCAUCAUUAGAAGUUGUAACAGGCUGAUGAGACAGUGGAUUGCGCAGUCAGAUGGAACAGAGUAAAUAGGCAUUUUAACGUCAUAGAUUUAUCCGGAGGAAACCUGCGGAAUAGACACCGGCUGGAAUAUGCAUUUAACCAAUCAGCAUUCAGGAUUAGACCCACUCGUUGAAUAAUAUGUCAUGUUUCAUGUUUUGUGUUUUGUGUGGACCCCAGGAAGAGUAGCAGCUGCUUUUGCAACAGCUGAUGGGGAUCCUAAUAAAUAUCCAAAUACCAAAUGUAGCCGACUGCUAGCGUCAAAUUAGGAGGGACCACUGUAAUUGUUGAGUGGUUUUCAAGUGUAUUUCUCUAUUUAUUGAGUUUAAGUGUAUUUGGGACAUUUUGUCCUGUUACUUUUAAUGCCAGGUAGCUGUACAUUUCUAAUAUUAAAAUAUUGACUAAUCCUAUUAAAAUUCAAGCAUUGCUUUCAAGGCAACAAUGUGUUUUUCUUCUAAUGUAUUUCCCACAUAUAGUGGUUUAACAGUUUUAUAUUUCAGUAUACUGUAUACUGUACUGUACAUAUUACACCAUGUUGUACCCUGAGCCAGUAUACUGUAAGUCUUGAAAGAUGUGUCAGCAAAAUGUACUCAAACCUUUCUAUGCUUUUACAUUUGGACUGUGCUCAUGCAUUAUUGUGCCAAAUUAUAUUUUAUAUAAAAACAUGUCUUGUAUAUUAUGCCAUGCCAAAUAUAAUUUUAAUCACAUUUGGUCAGAAAA
Oncorhynchus keta (chum salmon) is the source of this 6427-nucleotide messenger RNA. RefSeq names its product SLAM family member 5-like. Bases 1663 to 2304 code for a protein of 213 amino acids. The transcript has 5 exons. NCBI's taxonomy places the organism in Eukaryota, Metazoa, Chordata, Actinopteri, Salmoniformes, Salmonidae. The record is from RefSeq and is a predicted model, not a curated record.